AUGCAUCGCCGCAUCGUGCCCGUCGAGCCGGCUAGCGGCCGCGGCGAAAUCGUCGUCAUCGACGUGCAGCAACACGGCCCUCACCAACUCGAUGUCCGCCUGGUCGGAUGCGAAGGAGAGAGUCCGUAUGUGGUGAACAUCCAACAAAGCCAGCUUCCCACAUUCAAACACAACUUCAAGGGCACCAAUGCAGAGUGGGAGGCCGUCCUGGCCUACUUCUUGCUGCAGAAACAGCUGGCGCCGGACCAAGCCAAUUUAUUGAAGGGUGCACGUAUCAUCUACGCCUUGAACAAGGACGACCUCCACCUCUCGAUUCGGCAAGACGUCCAAGGCAUCAAGGUGACCUGGGGCGAGAUUGUCUUGCCCAGGGACGACGAGUUCGAAUUCAAUCCGUUCGAAUGGGCUCAGGCAUCAGCCCAAGCCCAUUCGCAGACACUGCGGGAGCUGGUCGAGCUAAAGGCGCGCAUCGACAGCGAAAGGGACACCAUCGCCGAGCUGCACGCUCAGCUGGAUGACUUUAUCAAAACGAAGAAUGAGGCUGAGACGGCUAUGCUGCAGCAGUUCAUGGAGUUGCUCAACGAGAAAAAGAGGAAGAUUCGAGACCAGAGCCGUCUCCUGGCUGGCGCCAAGGUCGACAAGUCUACAGCACUCGCCAUACAGUCUGCCAGGACGGAGACCCCGCGCAAAGCAGGUCCAUCACGCACCUCAAAGCGCAAAGCCCCUGCAAAAACAGCCAGAGCAGCACAAGAACAGAACUCUGAUGGUGACCAAAUGGAGAUCCAAGAGGCCAGACGCGAGGAGCAGGCUGACGACGAAGACGUCCCUCGACCUGCUACUCCCGAUCGUGGGUCUGAUGCUGAGACCGAGUCCGAGGACGAUGCUUCUGACAGCGGCCUAAGGAGCGGAUUGUUUGUGACGCCCAAGUCGACUUCAACCAUUGCACGGGCCACAAAAGAAGCUGCACCCUUACAUGACGGGCCGCCACCGCCGCGCGCUCUCCCUUUUGGCAGAGCGGGCACACAAAGCCAAGGCCCGGCGAGGAAAGCACGACCACCUCCGCCGCCGCCUGCGCAUGAUGAUGAUGAUGAUGAUGAUGAUGAUGAUGAUGAUGAUGAUGAGACGGACGAAGAAGAGUUGUAA
Messenger RNA from Ascochyta rabiei, 1140 nucleotides. RefSeq lists its product as uncharacterized. The transcript is spliced from 4 exons. The record is from RefSeq and is a predicted model, not a curated record. NCBI's taxonomy places the organism in Eukaryota, Fungi, Ascomycota, Dothideomycetes, Pleosporales, Didymellaceae. The coding region runs from base 1 to 1140 and encodes 379 amino acids.